AAAAUCAAUUUUGAUUUGUGUUUUUGAAAAAUCUGAAACUGAGCGCGGGGCCUUGCUCCUCAGUAUACCACCGCCACUCCCGGCGCACGUUAGAUGUCAACAGCAAACAGUUGCAGCAUUGGCUUAGUGACUGAGAGAGCAAAUCAAUGAGUUCAAAAGAGAACUACAGAAUCGAGCUUCGAACUGCGAUUCGUCAGCUAAGCGACCGUUGUCUCUAUGCAGCUUCCAAAUGGGCAGCAGAGCAGCUUGUGGGUAUUGAGCAAGACCCGGCAAAGUUUACACCUGCAAACACCAGAUUCCAGCGCGGGAGCUCCAGCAUUCGACGCAGGUUUCGCACUAAUGAGAUCACUUCAACGCCAGCUGCUGGAGUGUCGUACGUGUCAACUCCGGUGAUGGAGGAAGACGACAUCGUGGAUGGUGAUUUUUACCUUCUUGCUAAGUCGUAUUUUGAUUGCCGAGAGUACAGAAGAGCUGCUCAUGCGCUUCGUGAUCAAAAUGGAAAGAAGUCAGUGUUCUUGCGCUGCUAUGCUCUUUACCUGGCUGGCGAAAAGCGGAAAGAGGAAGAAAUGAUAGAACUUGAGGGGCCCCUAGGUAAGAGUGAUGUUGUGAAUGGUGAACUGGUUUCUCUCGAGAGGGAGUUAUCAACCCUUCGCAAGAAUGGUACCAUUGAUCCUUUUGGACUCUACUUGUAUGGUCUUGUGCUCAAAGACAAAGGCAGCAAGAGUCUUGCUCGUACAGUUCUUGUGGAGUCUGUUAACAAUUACCCUUGGAACUGGAGUGCCUGGUCGGAGCUGCAGUCCUUGUGCACUACAGUUGACAUUUUGACCACCCUUAAUCUCAAUAACCAUUGGAUGAAGGACUUCUUUCUUGCCAGUGCUUAUCAAGAACUAAGGAAACACAAUGAAUCCUUAGCAAAAUAUGAAUAUCUCCAGGGUCAUUUUGCUUUUAGUAAUUACAUUCAGGCUCAAAUUGCAAAGGCCCAAUACAGUUUGAGGGAAUUUGAACAAGUUGAAGCAAUUUUUGAAGACCUUCUGAGGAAUGACCCUUACCGAGUGGAGGACAUGGAUAUGUAUUCCAAUGUGCUAUAUGCAAAGGAAUGUUUCUCUGCACUGAGUUAUCUUGCUCAUAGAGUAUUUAUCACUGAUAAAUACAGACCAGAAUCUUGUUGCAUUGUCGGCAAUUACUACAGCUUAAAAGGGCAGCAUGAGAAGUCAGUUGUGUACUUUAGGAGGGCACUCAAGUUGAACAGAAAUUAUUUAUCUGCUUGGACCCUUAUGGGUCAUGAAUAUGUUGAAAUGAAAAACACCCCAGCUGCUGUCGAGGCAUAUCGGCAUGCUGUCGAUAUAAAUCCAUGUGAUUAUCGAGCUUGGUAUGGAUUAGGACAAGCUUAUGAGAUGAUGAGUAUGCCCUUUUAUGCUCUUCAUUACUUCAAGAAAUCUGUAUUCUUGCAGCAAAAUGAUUCUCGGUUGUGGAUUGCCAUGGCUAAGUGUUAUGAAACUGACCAGCUCCACAUGAUUGAGGAAGCAAUUAAGUGUUACCAAAGGGCAGUGAAUUGUAAUGACAGGGAAGCCAUUGCCCUGCACCAGCUUGCAAAGCUACAUUUUGAACUUGAACGUUCUGAUGAGGCAGCUUAUUACUACAAGAAGGAUUUGGAGAGGAUGGAAGCUGAAGACAGGGAAGGACCAAAUAUGGUUGAAACCCUUUUAUUUCUUGCUCAAUACUACAGAGACCAGAAAAGAUUUGAAGAAGCAGAGGUCUACUGUACCCGUCUUCUGGAUUAUACUGGCCCAGAAAAGGAAACAGCAAAAAGUUUACUUCGAGGAAUGAGAAUGGAACAAUCUGGUGGUCCUUCGAUGGAUGUUGAGCACUUUCCUCCUUAAUUUUAGUCAUGAUUACCAGAUUUAUUCCUUCUCUACCGGUUUUGACUCAACAAGCAAUGACAAUCUUGAUGUGGGCAGAUCACAUUCGAGCAUUUACUGCUAUUUAUAGUUGUUAAUGAAUUUGAUUUCUGUAGAAAAUUUCAUUUCCCAUGUGUUGUUUUAGUCUUCUAGUUUGCCUAGGUGCGAUCAAACUAAGGCAGGCCUCUUGUUUGGCUCUCCUGUGUCCUCACGAUUGGUAAGCUCAGUAUUUGAUUGAUCCUGGGAUGCUUUUAUUAAUACAAUAGUGAUGUUCGCUUAGGGUUUGAAACACAAGUAGUGCCUGUUCGUGUUUGAUGGUUCUCUGACUAAAUCAGACUUGGAAGCUGCAUCCAUGAGUCUCAAAA
Molecule: messenger RNA, 2263 nt
Organism: Prunus avium (sweet cherry)
Lineage: Eukaryota; Viridiplantae; Streptophyta; Magnoliopsida; Rosales; Rosaceae
Gene: APC8
Product: anaphase-promoting complex subunit 8
Biological process (GO): cell division; protein ubiquitination; positive regulation of mitotic metaphase/anaphase transition
Cellular component (GO): anaphase-promoting complex
Molecular function (GO): protein binding
Source: RefSeq, a predicted model, not a curated record